Diaporthe citri is the source of this 291-nucleotide messenger RNA. RefSeq lists its product as uncharacterized. Lineage: Eukaryota; Fungi; Ascomycota; Sordariomycetes; Diaporthales; Diaporthaceae. The record is from RefSeq and is a predicted model, not a curated record. The transcript has 2 exons. The coding region runs from base 1 to 291 and encodes 96 amino acids.
AUGGGUGACGAGAAUGGGAAUUUCGCCAUACCCUGCUCCCCAGCCCCAGACCCUUUCGUGUUAACCUCGUACGGUAGAUGUUCGCUCUCGUUCCAGUGCGCAACGAAAAACAACAAUGGGGAUAGUACAACAAUAUGGGGCUUCCUUGUCCAGCUCACCAUCACCGCCGCCACUGAAGAAUUAGAGGACCAUAACUCCAAUAAGACUCUUACGGGAGCAUGGGUCCACAUGAACUGCCAACAUCACGAUGUGCAUACGAUUAUGGGCUUCAACGGCAGUGAUUCGGGCUGA